GGAGAGAGGCCAAGCUCCCGUUGAAAGGCGCUCACCGCUCGGGACGCAACCAGAGAGGAGAGGCGCGCGGGGCGAGACCAACCUGAUCCAGCAUACCACGAGAGGCACGAGCACGCAACAACACGCGUGGGAACGAACAUGCAGAGAGAAAAACGCUCCGUUUGGACGCAGAAUUUUAUAUGCGGUUAGAUAGAUUUGAGAGUUGGGUUACAAGAAUUACGCACGAAGCUGGCAAAGCUGGUUCCCAAGGUGAACCAGCUUUUUAAAAAUAAUUUUUUUACGCGCAGACCUUGAGGGAUGAGAGAUUACGCGCGUGAGCAGAAACCUGCAUUAUUCUCACGCUAAAAAAAAAUAAACAAAUAAAAAAUGAAAUUAAGAAGCGGGAGCUUGUUGAAAUCUGAUCAUUUUUCCGUGUGGAAUUUUGCAUGGAGAGCGGACGCAGUGAACACUUUGCCACAUGUUGACGAUCGCUUUCAGAGCCGCACUCGGACUGGCUUGUGGAAGCAGCCUCAGUUGAACUGAACUUGGACAUUGUGGGAACCGUGUGGGCAGGCAGGAGGACCGUGCGGUAGGUAGUCACCACACCUGCGCACUGGUCCCACCGCCGGAAACCCUCUGAGUGAGUUUUGAUAAAGACCGACGGCAUGGACAGAGUCGAWCCAGACGUCUCUCCUGCGCGUGAGUCACACUGAGCGAAAAAAAMMCAAAACAAAAMAAAAAAAAAACAUUUGGACGAGGAUAUUAUAACAGCGCGUGCUUUUGCGCAAAAGCGGUCACACAGCGCACGCGACACUCCUGGGACGAGGCUCGGUGCGGCUGCCGGAUUGGACCCCCGGGGCUGUGUGCUAAAUGCCCAGCCGGACCCCUGCGGCUCCUCAGCCUGGGCGGAAACAUGAAGUCCUGGGUCCUGCUACCGCUGCUGCUGACUGCGCUGCUAUCGGCCCGUCUGCGGCUCGGGAACGCUGAGGGCGAUCCACUCCCUCAGUCACUGAUUGACCUGGUGUGGGACUCUCCCAUCUCCUCAGUGGAGGACCUGAAGCUGCUGCUGCAGCAGCAGGAGUCCAGCACAAUAGAUGAUAAAGAGGACGAGCACGACAGUCUUCUCAGCCCCAUCCACGGUCGAUACAUUAGAAGUCUUGAAGCUCAGCAAGCCCAGAAGGCAGAAUGUAAAGUCAGAACAGAGGUGAUGGAAAUAACCAGAUCCAUGGUGGAUCGUAGCAACGCCAACUUCCUGGUGUGGCCUCAGUGUGUGGAGGUGCAGCGAUGUUCAGGCUGCUGCAACUCCAGACACCUGCAGUGUGUCCCCGUCGUUAACGCCACCCGAAACCUGAAGGUAACAAAGAUUGUGUACAGGAACCAGAGACGUUUCAAUGAAGACGCCAUCAUCUCAGUAGUAGAUCACGUGAGCUGCCGGCUGCAGGCGCCCCCACUCUCCACAUCGUCGUCGUCGUCUUCUUCAUCGACUGUCUUCACCUCUGAACCAAACCCUCUUCCACCUCCCCCGCAAAGACACCCUGCAUCCUCCCUUCCUCUUUUCCCACCCCACAACCCCCACCCGCUUCCACCAAAGACUCCCACCUCCAAGGCGGACCUCCACCGCCACGACGACCUCAAGCACAACCAGCACCACCAUCUUCCGCACAAACAAGAUCCGUUGGCAAGGCAGUGGCAGCAGGGCAGCUACACUCAGCUGGUGCACUGGACGCAGCCCCGAGUGCAUCAAGCCCCCACAUACGUGCAGACCCAACUCAGGACGGCCGGGUUUCUCGGCUCAGUCGGGACCUGGCCGUCUGAGGCGAGGGCAGAGCACACCGUUAUGGAAAGUCCGCAGCAAGUCGGACACGGGAGCGGCUUUGACAGGAGCCGUGAGGAGACCGGCGGGGAGGCGCGCCGUCCCGACCAUGAACAGCGACAGCAGGAGCUGUUAAAGCACCAGCAGAGGCAGGAGCAUCAUCAUCCUCAUCAUCAUCAACACCCUCACCUCUCGCAACAAAACAACCCCAGAGGAGAUGAGGACCAGGAGAGGAGGACGCAGUAUCUGCUUCACGCUCCCCAGUCAGAUAGCGCUUCCCCGCCCGUCAGCAUAACUCCGGCGCCCACGACGGGACAAAAUCCCGCUUCUUUCACAACUGCAAAUCAAAAAGACUCGGUGACGAGCCAAAUAAAUGGAGAGGUCACUCGUCACAAACAGGUGAAGAGCAAAGGAGACGGUCCAAAAGACGGGACCGAGAGGGAAGAAAGCGAUUACGUAGUUAGCGGUGACUCAGGUCGGGCAGAGGCAGCCAAUCAGGAGAAGAAAAAUGACUCUAAAUCAAGUGGGGGGGCAGACCAUUUAACAGAGGAGGAGAGACGGAAGAAGCUACUGGAGAUGGUACAGAGUGAGCCAGACAAAGACCCUCUGCUGCAUCCUCACCAAAGACCAAAACCAACGACAUUUAAAUCAGCGUUGUCCACUGUGGUACCGGCGUCGACGGCAGCUCGUCAGGUACCGUUCCGACCCGCUUCUCCUCGCCGUAGAAAAAGGAAACACCGCAAACGCAUCAGCAAAGCUGCUAUGAGGGCUAUGAUCAUGUAGAGAUGAAGGAAGCGGCUCUGCAGAAUCAAAGAUUGUGGAGACAAACGAUGCGUUUCCUGGAGCCGGGACGUUCAGACCAGCUUCUUUUACGUACUCGGCUUGGCAGAAAGUCACCUUUCCAGCUCUGGAGAUGCUACGAAGUAUCCGUUAGUCUGGAUUUAACAAGUGCAAUCUCGUGAACUCCUCAAAUUAGAGAGGCUUUGACACACUAAACACUGGACCUCAACUUGUGUCAUCUGAAAAGCACAAAUGGAUGAACUAAAUGAGGAUUUAUCUGUACAGCGCUUCAGGAACGCAGGACAAGAGGCAGCCAUUGACUGGCUACUUUCAACAAGUUGCUUAAUUUAGCCAAGAUGGAUACUGAAUUGCUGAUUUGGGGCUAAACGUGGAGUUUGAAAUAAAAAGAAAAAAGCAAACUGACCAGGAGAACUGGAUUUCUACACUGGGAAGACUGGAAACUGUAGCCUACAGCCAUGGCCUCAGUGC
Poecilia reticulata (guppy) is the source of this 3061-nucleotide messenger RNA. RefSeq names its product platelet derived growth factor subunit Ba (gene pdgfba). Gene Ontology annotation, cellular component: membrane. Gene Ontology annotation, biological process: positive regulation of phosphatidylinositol 3-kinase/protein kinase B signal transduction; positive regulation of ERK1 and ERK2 cascade; positive regulation of cell migration. NCBI's taxonomy places the organism in Eukaryota, Metazoa, Chordata, Actinopteri, Cyprinodontiformes, Poeciliidae. The record is from RefSeq and is a predicted model, not a curated record. Gene Ontology annotation, molecular function: platelet-derived growth factor receptor binding; growth factor activity.